AUGUCUGGCAAGAUGACUGCUGCUAAAUCCGCUGCUAGGGCACAAGUUUCAACUGAAGUUGUUGUUAAGAAACCAGGAUUUGAUGCCUACUCUAAAUUAGUUAAAGAAGCUGUUGCUGGUAUCCCAGAACUUAAGGGAGUUAAAGUAAUUAGUGCCAAGAAAAUAACUAUUAGCAAAGACAAAAAGGCCACUGUCAUCUUUAUUCCAUUGAGAAUGAUGAGAAUUUGUAGAGCUUCAUUCGAAAAAGUUAUUGAAGCCCUUGAAAAGAAACUUAAUGGACCAGUUUUCAUUAUUGGUAAGAGAGUCGUCGCUCACACUAAGAAAGUUGGACAAUCAGGAAAAACUGAUUACAAACCAAGAUCAAGAACUUCAAAAGCUGUUCAUGAAGCUUAUUUGAAUGAAAUGUUAUACCCAAUCGAAGUUGCUGGUCAAAGAGUUCAUGUCGCUUUAGCUCAUAAGAAAGUUACUAACUCUAAAACUGUCUUUGUUGCUGUUGAUGAUGCUAAAUUAAAGAAUACAGUUAAAGCUAAACUUCCAAUCUACUCAGCUGUUUACAAGAACAUUACUGGUGAAAAGGUCAAAUUUGCAUUCCCAGUUGUCGCUUAA
Messenger RNA from Entamoeba dispar SAW760, 606 nucleotides. Its product is annotated as 40S ribosomal protein S7, putative. Gene Ontology annotation, molecular function: structural constituent of ribosome. The record is from RefSeq and is a predicted model, not a curated record. The transcript has a single exon. Gene Ontology annotation, cellular component: 90S preribosome; cytosolic small ribosomal subunit; small-subunit processome. Lineage: Eukaryota; Evosea; Mastigamoebida; Endamoebidae. The coding region runs from base 1 to 606 and encodes 201 amino acids. Gene Ontology annotation, biological process: rRNA processing; ribosomal small subunit biogenesis; translation.